This is a messenger RNA of Sinocyclocheilus rhinocerous, 2905 nucleotides long. It is a transcript of the gene prrt4a, whose product is annotated as proline rich transmembrane protein 4a. NCBI's taxonomy places the organism in Eukaryota, Metazoa, Chordata, Actinopteri, Cypriniformes, Cyprinidae. The transcript has 5 exons. Bases 74 to 2809 code for a protein of 911 amino acids. The record is from RefSeq and is a predicted model, not a curated record.
UGCAGAAUGUGAGAGUCAACUGGAGACAACUUGGUGAUAUUGUGAGGAGUAACAUCUUCAGAGGAGUGUCAGCAUGACCCCUCACAGUGAAGCUCUACUGCUGGUCUUCAGUGUCUCACUGUAUGGUAGUCUGUGUGCUGCAUCUUUAAAUAGAAAUGAAAGAGCCCACUUUUGGGCUAGCGUGGACCCAGAGCCAGCUACCAGCUCACCAUGGACGUCUCGCAUGGACGUCUCGAUCAACAGAAAUGGACAUGACAACAGAGACCUUGGGGUGGACCCUUCAGUUGAUCAAAACUCCUAUGUCACAAUGGAGGAUCAUGGUUUGUCAAGACUUCCAGCCUCAAGAACACCAUGGAUCAAAACUUUGACUUCUACUCAGAUUGAACCUCCUUCAGAUAUCCAGAACGAUGAAGAGGGACCUCAAACAGAGGCAUCUGAUUGGCCAAAUUUUAGUAAGCAAGGCAAUAUGGAACAAUCUUUUAAAUCAUCUUCACUGGCAACACUACAGCCUUUUUCUUCUCAGGCCUGGAGUACCAAAUCCAAGACACCUAUUGCUUGGAAUACAGAGACAUACACACCUCAGAGUCCUGCUGAAACUAGAUUUAGCACCUACCAGACACUGUGGAAGUCCUCUGGUGCUACUCAGACACCAUAUGCCAGAGGAACUUUAGAUGGUACCACUUUGCCAAGAGGGCUGACAGACAAUCUGCAGCCAUCUGAGGAAACAAAGGAUUUGACAGAUGCUCCUGCAGAUAGUCUGACAGAUCCGACUCUCAAUGUGACAAAUCCUGACCCUGAAAGAGAGGAGCGCAAGGGUGUUGACCAAGUGAAAAAGGACCAAAAUGGCCAAUUGACCACCACUGUGAUCAAGGUCACUGAAACCUAUCCGGAAGCAGCAUCUCCAGGUGAUGACAAGCGCAAAUCUUCCACACUUCUGGACUGCAGCCUGGUUGGCACUAGAAUCUGUCAGUCGACUGACUCCUCAAGGAAUCAUGCUUCAACUAACAACACUCUGUCCACUCCACCCCCUAUGUAUGAAACCACACCCCCUGGUGUAAUAACCCCACCCCUUGAAGCCCUCACCCCGCCUCUACUGGUCCCUCUACUGACUGAUUGGAAUGCUGCAAUGGCGACAUGGGGCCUGGCAUGGGAGUUGCAGGUAUACGGGCUCGGCUGUGUGUUCUCGCUCGUGGCUGUGCUGUCUGUGCUCAGCCUGAUGUGUUUGCCGUUGCGCUGGCCCUCUGGCUGUGCCCACUUCAGCCUCCUCCACCUUCUCCAACUACUAACAGGUUCCAGUAGAGCUCUGUGGCUCCUCUACGAUCCAUAUGGCCAAAAAGAGCGCCUACCCAUAGCCUGGGCACGACUGCUGCAUGAAGCUGCCUAUCCCUGUAUUACGGCAUCAUUUGGUCUGCUGCUUCUACUGCUAACCGCUCGCUCUUGUACCCAGCUACUUUCUCAGAACACCCUGCAGCGCAGCACCUGCUUGUUGGCCGCCCUAGUGCUGCUGCACAUAGCUAUAGUAAUGGCAUCCAUGGCAAUACUGCAACUCUUUCCCACCCUGCAAGUUGUGCCUCUAUUACCACCUGCAGCAUUCGUAUUGAUGUCCUCUCUCUUGUCAUUCACAUACCUGCUUCUUUACUGCUGUGCUCGUGCCGAUGUCAAGCACAUUUACCGGCUAAGUGAGAGCUCUCCCGAGCGGCCAUCGUGCCAUGCUAGCAGGUGUCCAUUCACAGAAGCACGGAUGUGGGAAAGGGCGGCCAGGACAGGGGUAUUCUCUGCCCUGUUUCUGCUAGCAUGUGGCAGUCUACGACUUUAUGCUAUGCUCAAUGCAGGAGGGCUGACCGGUGGAGUCAUGGUUGGCCUGAUGCCCUGGCCCUGGUGGGGCUUCCAGCUCAGCUGCCGAGUCUGUGAAACAGGAGUAUGUCUCACCCUCGCUCUUGUAAUCACUCACCCCCUUCUCUGUUGCGGAGUGCCCCUUUCCAAAUCAGGAGGCUGCAGUUGGCUCUUCAAAAAGCCACCCACAGAAGGCACAACGAUGGCCAAACCCACCAUCCUCUCAAGUCGGUGUGGCUGGUCACUACGGCCUGCAGAGAAGCUGGGGUUGUGUGAGGGAAUAGCUCGGCGGGAAAGCGAAAGCGUGCCGCUCUACACCUUGGUGGAGCUUCCGCACAGCGAAUUCGAUGGCUUGGAUCUCCACUAUCCCAGCAGCCCUCAGCACGAGUCUUGCACACAGCUCUCCAAAACCACAAAGAAGAGUAAAAUAUCCCAUGCAUCCUCCUUUGCAAGCUUCGAUGCCGACUCCACAGCAGAUCUGCGGCCCCCUUCGCCAAUCGACCUGAGGCGAAGCAUUGACGAGGCCUUGAACAGUGAGGCUUUUUUUCAGCAUUGUCUGUUCGGCUCCUCCAGGCUCCCUCUCAGCACACGUGGACCCCCGGAUGGACAACCCUGUCGGGGAAACUCCACCGAACCCAGCCUAUACCGCACUGCCUCCUGUGGGGAUGUGGACCCCGCUACAGUCCCCAGCCGACCCAGGCAAUGGAGCACUAUAUCUGGGAGACCAGCUCACGUCUCGGUCCAUUGUAGUGGGUUAAACUCAACACAACAGUCCCAGAGCAGCCUACAUAAGGGCUCUCAAUCUGGGCAGCAACUCCACAGACGCUACACAACAUUGGGCUCUACAUCCUCCAGAGGGAGCGUGGAUGUGGAGACAACUUCUCAUGUUGAUGAGCUUGCCGUUCAGGCUGAAUUCAUCAACGUCUGCAGGCAGAUAGAUGCACUUAGUAUCAGUAGUGAUACGAUAGACCUAUAGGGGGGGAGAAAUCUUUAUUCAUCUACAGAUUAUGUUGUAGAGCAUGGGGUUCUCAACUCUGGCCCGCCCUCGAGGUCCACUUUCCUGUAGAGUUUA